AUCAAACCUCGACGGAGCGCCAAAAGGAACGGCCAGAGCGUAAAACGAAACAGACCGAGUGGACAGGACCGAAAGGGACGAGCAAAUAAAACAUUAAAAAAAGAGAGGAAAAUGUGCUGAGAAGUGUUUGCCGCUCCUCGCCCCGCGGCGUGAUGUUUUUAGCAGCUGGUCGGCUGGUUUGCAGACUUUAAACAACACGGCAGGCCAGUGAAGACACGCCGGCUAGCUGCUGUUAGCGGCGGGCUAGCUCCGUGCUCUCUGUGGAUGAGGACAACAACAUGGACUGCAGCACAACCAGCGUGCCCUCCAACUUCAUACACGACUCAUCAGGUCAGGACAGCUCCGAUGACGAUGUGCCGCUCUCCAAGAUGCUGAAGAAGCCGCAGAGCGAUGAUAAACUGUGUGGCGGCACGCGCGGCCCGACCCCCGGCUCCAACAGCACUGCUGGGAAAGACAAGAGUGGUUUGGACGACAGCUCAGACGACGUGCCGCUGGUGAAGAUGAAAACGAAACCGGCGAAGAAAGAAAACAAUUCAGGCAGUUCUAAUGAUCCUUCUGGUCGUGACAGCUCUGACAAUGAUGAUGAUGAUGAUGAUGAUGUGCCUCUGGUGAAAUUACUCAAAAAGCCAAAAGAUGAGAAGACCGAAAGUCCUGCACUCAGUGCGAAGCCUGCUGUGACAAAAGACGAUGACGACACACCGGGUGAAGAAACCUUGACGAAGAAGAGGAAUGCGUCUCCAGCAAAUGAGAGCAAAACUAAUAAAACCAGAAAAACGAGCAGCAAAGGCAGCCCCAGGAGUAAAAAGACCGAAGUAGUUUCCGAUUUGGAGAAAGAUGACAGCUCUGAUGACGAGCCUUUGAUAAAAAUGGCCUCCAAAGCUGCGAAGAAGGCCGUCUCCCCUCCCACAGGAAGAUCUGAUGGUACAGACAGGAAAGUGGAUGAUGGUGGCAGCUCUGACGAUGAGCCUUUGAGCAAACUUGCCAGGAAACUUAAGUCGCAAAAGACAAAGUCGUCUGGAGCGCCGUCCAGAAGAGAAACUCCGGUGAAGAAAAGCAAAAGGAAAGCUGCAAGCAAAAAAGUUCAAUAUGUAGAGUCCUCCGGUGUGAGCUCGGAUGAUGAGCCGCUGAUAAAAAAGAAGAGGAAGUGGACGAAGGGUCUUUCAGAAGAAACGGCUUCAACAAACAGCAGGACAACAAGACCAAAACCUAAAAACAGAUCCCUAAAAGAGCCAUCGUCCUCAGAUGACAGCUCGGACGAUGACGUGCCCUUGGCGAACCUGAUCAGCAAGCGAGGUAAACCUGAGAGGAAGAGCUCGGAGAAAACGAAGAAGAAGGCUGUGUCACGAACCAGCAAGGCAAGAAAGAAACGAGUGUCGUCUGAUGAAAGGAGCUCAGAUGACGAACCCCUGAUUAAUCUCGUGAAGAAGACGCCUACAACCCCUAAGAAGAGGACUACGACUCCCAAGAAGAAGAAGACUCCUGCCUCAACAAGCAGGACGGCAGCUUCUGCUAAAAAACAGCCAAGAAAGACAAAGGCCGCUAAAGGGUCCUCGGGUGACAGUUCAGACGACGAGCCCUUAAUCAAAGCAGCUAAAAUCCCACAAAUGGACAAAAUCCUGAGAGUGAUACUGGAGAGAUGCGAUGUCGAAGAAACCCAGCGAGCGGGAUGCCGAAACAAAACCAGUGCAGAUGAAAAACCCGCCGAUGAAGCGAUGAAGACGGCAGACUCGGAGGUCCCCGACGAAUCGCCAGAGGAGUCGAUAUCGGAAGAGGCGUGAAGUCUUGCAUCCUUUUCGUCACCUUUCACUGUCCAGGCUGGGAUUUUGUAAAUCCACUCCGAGAAAAUUUGGCCUUAAGCACUGGAAGAUUCUCCAAGUCAUGUCCAAAAAUCACACUUCCACUUCACUGAAAGUGUUUACGGAGUGUGUUUCUACAGACGUUUUUCAUUUUAGGUGUCAGUAUUUUUAUUAUUCUUACUUUGAAGACCAAAUUUUGGCAAUUUCCUAAAGAGUUGUAUGCACACAGUCAGUGAUGCAGUUUUAUUGUUUUACCAUUGUUUGUGUAAGUGGCUUAUGUUUUACUCUUUUUUUAAAUUAUCAUUAUAUUAUUGUUUUGCAAAAAAAGUCUAAUUUUGUGCACAUCUUAAGUUUAGAUUUUUUCUUCAAUUUGAAGAAAAAACUACGCUCAGCAUGCAGGUGUAAAAAGUUGAAUUGCUUUUAAAUUAAGAUGUUAACGUAAGAAUUUAGGUUGUGAAAUUUAUACGUGAUAAGUCUCCACUGAAAAGAUUCACUGCAGUUUCCUGGCCCGGGACAGACACUCUGAAUGCCUUCCUGCUCUGCACACAAUUCUGGCCGUCAUUCGGCAUCCUGGGUAUUUUCUAGUAGGAUCUUCUUUUUUAUCCGACCAAACUUGCAUGUGGAAUUCAUUCAUUCACUCAUUCAUGUAUUCAUUUUUUUAACCUGCUAAGUGAACAAGAUGAGUUGCUUUUCUUAAAGACAGUCAGUGAAAGGGCUGACUGUAUAAUUUCACACUGUUUGGUCCAUGUUAUAUAUGCAGCUUGUGUUGUUAUUACAGAGUUCACGCUAAUAUAUGUAAAACCAGACCACCACCACUGCUGCCACGUUCCUGUUUCUACAGCAGACAACUGUUUUCAGAGCUGACGCAGUGAUGCUGGAUGUUAUCUCUCAUCACAAAGUUUCCUGGCUACAGCGGAAAAUAAAACAAAAAAGUCAUGAAAAA
This is a messenger RNA of Myripristis murdjan (pinecone soldierfish), 2739 nucleotides long. RefSeq names its product nucleolar protein dao-5-like. NCBI's taxonomy places the organism in Eukaryota, Metazoa, Chordata, Actinopteri, Holocentriformes, Holocentridae. The transcript has 12 exons. The coding region runs from base 279 to 1778 and encodes 499 amino acids. The record is from RefSeq and is a predicted model, not a curated record.